This is a messenger RNA of Frieseomelitta varia, 623 nucleotides long. Its product is annotated as DNA-directed RNA polymerases I, II, and III subunit RPABC3-like. NCBI's taxonomy places the organism in Eukaryota, Metazoa, Arthropoda, Insecta, Hymenoptera, Apidae. Gene Ontology annotation, biological process: DNA-templated transcription. Gene Ontology annotation, cellular component: RNA polymerase I complex; RNA polymerase II, core complex; RNA polymerase III complex. Gene Ontology annotation, molecular function: DNA-directed RNA polymerase activity. The transcript has 3 exons. The record is from RefSeq and is a predicted model, not a curated record. The coding region runs from base 333 to 617 and encodes 94 amino acids.
CACUUGUCGCCGUUGUUAUCUGCCGUUUCAUCGAGCGUAUCGUUUCGUGUUCAGCUUUUCCCCCAGUCGUGUGUCGCGCGCGCUUUUUCAACCGGUUUCUCUCCUAAACCGGUAAGCACGCGCGGUCUGUGUGCCAUAGUUUUCUUCGUGUAUACGCAGUUUCGUUUCGCAUUGCGCGACUAACCUACAUUGCACUACACGCACACGGACAUGUUGAAUUACGCGAAGUUCAGAUGUGCCUAUGGGUCACUCAGUGAGAAAGAGCGUGUUGUCGUCCGCGCAAGGGCAAUCGAAACGGGAUGAAAUUGUUACGCGAGUAAUGUUAGACGUGUAUGCAGUUAGCCGAGGAAUGCAGUUGCAGCCCAGUGUAUUUUAGGAUCGUCUUGGGCCGCAGGCAGAAUUAUGGUGCAGGUGACAAAUUUCGCCUGGUUCUUGCGACGACCUUAAGAGAGGACGGUUAUCCCGAUGUAGGGGAGUGGAACGCAACGGAACAGGAAGGCGGUUCCAGAGCAGACAGUUUCGAAUACGUGAUGUCCGGCAUGGUUUAUCGAAUUGAAGGCGACGAGGCAAACAACGAACCUAGCAGCAGACUAGCGGCCUACGAGUCUGACUUAUGACUGGCU